GGCUCAAAGUGUAGCAGAUGCUCUGUAACAUAGCCGCAUCGAGCCACGAGCCGACGGAUGGGUCGAUUGAAGCGCAAGAUCAGCGACACCAUCAUCUACACCCACCAGGAGGUUUACAAGCUGGUGCGUGACCGCAAGAUCCACCUCGCGGAGGAGCUCUUUGCCCUGGCCGAGGAGAUGAGUGAGGGCGGCGACCCCGGCUUGCUGAACUACUGCAAGGGCGAGUUGGGCCCCAAGAGGAACCUGCAGAAGAGCAUCGACGCCAUUUGGCUGCCACAAGUCCAGGAGGAUAGAGACCAGCAGCACCGCAAGGCGUUGGGGAAGGAGAAGUUGUCGGAGCUCCAAAGACGAGCCCGCAACCCCAAGAAGCGCAAGGUCGAGGAGCUGCAGAUCGUCCACAAGAGCGGCCACGGCCUGCGGGGCAUCUUGAACGCCGGGCUGCCGCGCGCGCUCUCGGACCAGGCGCUGCUCUUCGACCGCUUCGGGCGCCAGGCGGAGAUCGUCUUCCGGCCCCUCUGCGGCCUGUGGCGGCUGCGGGACCUCUUUGAACUCCUCGUGUUCCUGCAGGAGUUGGGCCUGGACGCCUCGCCCGCCACCUGCGUGGACGGGGGUUUGCGCCUGCCGCGCACUGCUCGGGCCACGCAGGCGCUGGAGGCGGCUGAGGCCGCCAGCUCUCCGGAGCUGCGGCUGUGCUCAGGCUGCGGCGCCUUGCCCUUCACCCAGGAGAAGUGGCUGGAGACGAUGCCCGAGGACCCUCGCUUCGAGGAGGACACCUUGUUCAACCGACCCUGGGAGGAGAAGCUGGUGAGGCUCUGGGCCGCUGACCAUGUGGAGGAGCAACACUUGCUGCGGGUGCUGAAGGCUCUGGAGCUUUGCCAUCACAGCAUCCAGCAGACCAAAGGCUUUGAGAUCAAGGGCGACAAGAUGUGUGUGACCGGCACCAAGAAGCAGCGCAGCGUCCACAAGGCAGGUGCUUCCCGAAGUGUCACUUACGGCCUCGCCUGUGCCCACGCAGCCCUUGAGGAGGAGAAGGACACAGUGCGGCGCGCCCUGGCCGGCCAUGGUCAGCGCGCCAUGCUGCUGGGCGUUUCCUCGGCCUCCGAUGCCAAGCCCGAGAUGAUGAGGAGCUUCUACCGAGCCAAGGCGCUAGGCAACUGACACCAGCCAGGGAUUUCCAGCCGGUGGCAAGUUGCCACCGGAACGGCGGACGAAAGGCUCGGCGUGUCCUUUCAUAAACAGCUUGGCAGGCUUGCACCGCUGCUCAC
Molecule: messenger RNA, 1265 nt
Organism: Effrenium voratum
Lineage: Eukaryota; Dinophyceae; Suessiales; Symbiodiniaceae
Source: the annotation of a GenBank genome assembly